Messenger RNA from Macroventuria anomochaeta, 2860 nucleotides. RefSeq lists its product as uncharacterized. Gene Ontology annotation, molecular function: ubiquitin protein ligase binding; protein-macromolecule adaptor activity. Bases 101 to 2494 code for a protein of 797 amino acids. Gene Ontology annotation, biological process: ubiquitin-dependent endocytosis. The transcript has a single exon. Lineage: Eukaryota; Fungi; Ascomycota; Dothideomycetes; Pleosporales; Didymellaceae. Gene Ontology annotation, cellular component: cytoplasm; cytosol. The record is from RefSeq and is a predicted model, not a curated record.
GGCUUUUGCUUCUACAUAAACUCCUGUGCACCCUGCAUGUCGCUGCAAGACACUGUCGUUACGUCCACCAGCAAUUGGCGUCACUAACGCCGCCCUCGCCAUGACAGAAUACCGUCACGUUUACUCAGACCGUGGACGUCUGCGCUAUAUACCCGAACACCUACCAGAACCCUCACGACUUCGACGUGGUCUCUUCCAAGGACGCCCUCGCCGACCGCACCGCAUCCACAUCGCACACGUCGCACCCGACCCAACACUCACUCGCCGCCUAAAGCGAGAAACGACUAGCAAGUCGUACUUCACAGAAAAGCUGGCGGGCCCUCGUGAGAACGCUAAACGCUAUCUGCGUAACCUACUCGACAAGCAAUUCGCUACGCCCUCAGAACCUACAGACGUCGUUCUGCCGGCGUCGUCUACCAACAGCAAUCGCACUUCAAUUGCCUCUUUCCCCGAGAGCAGGCUCUCCACAGCACCCAGCGACAUGCGUUCCACACAAAGAGCUUCAGGCGCAGUUGGCUCGUUUGGGCAAAUGUCGACACAAGCACACAUCGACAUGUCUCGACCGUCGUUAUCAGACUCACACUUCUCGUCUGGAAGAUCUUCGGCGAAAAGUGCGAUCAGCAGCAUAACAAAGCUGCCAGAAGAGAAGCCAGUGGCAUCAGGAGGUGGUGUGAGCGUCAAUAUUGCGCUCACAGAACCUGUUCUGUUCCUCCAAGGUUUCGAACAAGCUGAGCACGCCGAGCGAAGCACUGCAAUGCUUCGUGGAUCUUUGAUUCUGAAAGUCACCAAGCCCACAAAGCUCAAGGCUAUCACACUGAAAUUCAGAGGGAAGGCUAUCACGAAGUGGCCCGAAGGCAUUCCUCCCAAGAAGGUCGAUUUCGAGGAAGUUGACAUCCUCAUGAACCACACCUGGCCAUUCUUCAACGCCCAGUUCCCUACCGCAGAGAGCGGCACUGGCGCAGACCGUGUCGAGCUCUAUAAGAGCGGUGGCGGUCUUGGUUCUUCACCAAAUGCCUCCUCUACAAACCUCACAACGAAAGAGGCGAAGAGACUAUCUCUCCAGGUGAACCACUCACGCAGCUUUGGCAAGGGCGAGUCCCCAUCAGGUGGAGCAUCUGUAGCACAGAAAGGAUACAGGACGUUCAAUGCUGGUGAGUAUAUGUACAACUUCGAGCUCCCACUCGACAGCCAUCUCCCAGAGACCAUCGACGUCGACCUUGGCUCCGUCAAGUACGAGAUGGAGGCUACAGUCGAGCGAGCUGGAGCAUUCCGCACCAACCUGCUUGGCACCAAGGAGGUCGUCCUCGUCCGCACACCAUCAGAAGGCUCGCUGGAACAAGUUGAGCCGAUCGCCAUCAGCCGAAGUUGGGAAGACCAGCUGCACUACGACAUUGUCAUCUCUGGAAAGUCGUUCCCAUUGGGUGCUCAAGUUCCCAUUGCAUUCAAGCUCACACCGCUAGCGAAGGUGCAAUGCCAUCGAAUCAAGGUUUUUGUCACGGAAAACGUCGAGUACUUCUGCAACCAGAAGCGAGUGCACCGCAUGGAGCCUGUACGAAAAGUGCAGCUAUUCGAGAAGCGAGCCGACGGACCACCCACAAGCACAUUCCCCGGUAGCACAAUGCGGAUAGUAUCAGGCGGCGGUGUGCCAUACGAUCAAAGAGCUGCGGCUGCACGAGGCGAAGACGUGCAAGUACAAGAUCCGGGGAACCUACUUGGUGACCUUAACGGGGAAGGUAACAUUGGACCCACAGAGAUGGAAUUUAACGUACAACUGCCAAGCUGUCACAACAUGCGGGAGAAGGACAAGCAAUCUCGGCUACACUUUGAUACCACAUACCAGAACAUCCAGGUACACCACUGGAUAAAGUUGGUCAUGCGCCUCUCAAAACCCGACAAGGCGGACCCAACGAAGAGACGGCACUUCGAGAUCUCAAUCGACUCGCCCUUCCACAUCCUCUCUUGUCAGGCUACACAGGCAAACACAGCACUACCAGCAUACUCAUCACCUGAGCCAAUAAUUAGUAACGCACGGGUACCCGAGUGCGGCUGUCCAAAUGCUCCCACCCGACGCACGUCUCCGACUGGCCGGGUUCCAACAUUAAGCUCAAUAAAUCGUUCGAGAGGCAACUCGAAUGCAACUAUAUCAACACCCAUGCCCACCCUCGCACGACCACAAGCAGCACACAUUGGCGGUCCAGCCGACAAUGCUGUACAACGACCCAUCCACCUCCUUCGCGUACCAUCUUUCGCACCACCAGAGUUCUCGGAAGAAGAGCCACCGCCACCUCUCGAGACACCACCACCGCUAUACGAAUCCAUCGCAUCGCCAACAAGCGGACUCGCAGACUACUUCGCACGUCUGUCAGACGCGUACGAUGACGACAGCGAGGGCGAGCACGCGGACCACCGCCGUGUUGAGAUCCCUCUGACCCCCGGUGGACGCACAGCCAGAAGCAUGGACGAGAGGAGAAUGUGGCUUCCCGUCGGACACUAGUCUCUACCACAAAAACAACAAGAGCACGAACCACGCAUGAUUACGAUGACGACAUGAGAUAUGGAUUUGGCCUGCAUGUACCGGCUGAUUUUCAGGCGUUAUUUGAACCGGAAAGGGGAUCAUAGGGCUCGUAAUUUCUUAUGUUUAUUUUCUUUUGUCAAAUCUUUCAACCAGUCACAUCUAUCUAUCUAGGCAUCUGGGUCUUCCUGGUGGCAUUUAUCUACUGUUCUAAUUUUCGGUGUAUAUGGGGAUCGAAGGGAGUGGCGGGGCACAAACAGAAGCAUGGCAUACUAUACAAUGACCACAUAGCUAUCAGGCACGCGAUACGAUACCAAUGUACAUAUGAACCUCAACCAUGAUUCGCAC